CUUAACGAUAGGUGAAUUGUCCUCGUCCUCACUGACAUUAACUUGCGUCAACUUGAGACAUCCCUGAGGGAUCUCUUCGCAGCUCCGCACAAACAGAACACGCACACGUCGAAGACGACAUGUUUAGUGGGAUGCGGCCGGAGAACCGCGAAGAGUCCGGCAUCCUGGAUGCUGCGAGGCUCAGGCAGCAGAGGAGGCUGAAACAGGCGGUCCAGUUCCUUCACAAAGACUCGGCGGACCUGCUGCCUUUGGACGGACUCAAAAAGCUUGGAACAUCCAAGCAAGGGCAGCCGCAUCACAUCCUCCAGAAGCGGCUGCUGGAGGCCAAGUUGUCGUCGCGGGGAAGGUUGGGCGGAUACGGGCUGUCACCAGGCAAUAACAACUUCCUCCUGAAGCGCAAUCACUCAAAGUCGCUCGACAAGGAAGAUCCAGACGAGGAUGACUUCAUCUACGUGGCCUGCAAGGUGACUGAUGAGUGUUUAGGGCAGGAGGUCCAUGUGUUGAUUGACACGGGCUGCAAACUGAAUCUAAUGUCCUCAGCGACUGUGGAGAGAUUAGGUGUGAAGGAACUGAUGGAGGAGAACAAACUGGAGACGGACGCCUUCCCCUUCCAGCGUAAGCUUCACAUGGAUGCUUCCAUCCAGGAGCUCAGCAUCACCAUCGGCCAAAUGAAGAUCAACUGCUCCUUUGCUGUCGUAGAAAGCAACAAGCCACUGAUGUGUCUGGGCAGCAAGACGUUAAAGUCACUCAAGUGUGUGAUUGACACUGAGAGCCAGACCUUCACCUUUGGGCGAACCACCAGGGAGCAAGUUCACUUUUUGAAAAAGACAGAAAGAAACGUGUAAACCAAAGGCAUCAGCAGCAAUAGAAUCGUUUCCUGCCUGUGUAGCACUUUGAAUGCUUAACGCCACUGAAAUCAUCAGCAUUCUUGUCACAGUUUGAGAUUGAUGGCGAUAUUGACAAAUGCACUCAGUAAUGUUCUUUACAUGUAGCAUUGCAAGCAGUUAAGUACAUGUGUUGCUACUUUGGCAUUAGAGAGUUUCUGUUCAAGCAGAUCAUUUUUUGACACAGUAUACACAAAAAUGUAAAAGGUUUUUGUGCUGUAAACUGUAAAGUAGUACAGGGGUCCCCAAAGUACAGCCUGCUUGCUUGUCCCAUCACUUCUACUCUGCUGCAUUACUGCUAUUUCCUUGACUUGGUAGAUUAUUUUGUGGAGUCAUUUUGAUUAUUCUUACCGUAAAAAGGCUGCAGUUGUCAUUAAUUAUUUUUGAGAGAAGCAAUUGCAUUAAUUCAGUGACCCUUUCGUUCCUUUUAAUGAAAUCUAUCUUUACUUUGUGGGUUAUUUCCAGUCAUAUUUGGAGUCGUUUUAUUUUUACCUCUCGCUCUCAUGGAUUAUUUGUAAGAGAAGCAAUCACAUGAAUUAAAAUACACAUUCAUCUGCAUGGUUUUACUAACAUUUCUCUAACUUUGUGGAUUAUUUCCAGUCAUAUUUGGAGUCGCUUUGAUUAUUUUUUUUACCAUGAAAGGCGUCCUCUGUCAUUAAUUAUUUGUGAGGGAAUGAAUUGCAUUAAUUAAAAUAUACUUUUUAUAGUUGUACUAAAAUUA
Doryrhamphus excisus (bluestripe pipefish) is the source of this 1605-nucleotide messenger RNA. NCBI's taxonomy places the organism in Eukaryota, Metazoa, Chordata, Actinopteri, Syngnathiformes, Syngnathidae. The record is from RefSeq and is a predicted model, not a curated record.